Messenger RNA from Cygnus olor (mute swan), 1089 nucleotides. RefSeq names its product surfactant protein C (gene SFTPC). The coding region runs from base 338 to 880 and encodes 180 amino acids. Lineage: Eukaryota; Metazoa; Chordata; Aves; Anseriformes; Anatidae. The record is from RefSeq and is a predicted model, not a curated record. Gene Ontology annotation, cellular component: extracellular region; alveolar lamellar body. The transcript is spliced from 5 exons. Gene Ontology annotation, biological process: respiratory gaseous exchange by respiratory system.
AGCUGCCCGCGGGGCUGGGUGGCACCGGGGGGCAGCCCCCCGGGGGUGCUCGGGAUGGGCGCAGGGGAUGCAGGAGGAGGUGACGGGGUUGGGUGCGGAGGGCGGGCACGCUCCGCCACCCCCCUGUUUGCCUUGCCCCCCCUCCCCCCCCCCCCCAAACCGACAGCAAAUGCUGGGAAAGGGCCCUCGGAGGCUUUCACGCCCCCUCCCCGGCUCUUAUCCGGGCUGGGCAAACAGAGCUCGAGUGGCACCUUGGCAGCCCCAGCGCCCCCCGAGGACCCUAUAAAUCCCCGGCUCCGGCUGGCAGAGGGACAGGAGCUGCACGGCGAGGGCGGAGAUGGACGGCAGCUCCAAGGAGGCGCUGAUAGAGGAGGCCCCCCCGGAGUACACGGCCUCCCCGCGCCUGCCCUGCGUCCCCCACCAGCUGAAGUGCCUCCUGAUCGUGGUGGUGGUGGUCGUCCUCCUGGUGGUGGUCGUCGUGGCCUUCCUCCUGCUGGGGCUGCACCUCACCGAGACGCACGCCGAGACGGUUUUGCGAAUGACCAUCCACGGGCUGGGCUCCGGAGGGUCCCCCCAGCACCUCUCCAUGAGCAAGAAGGAAAGGAUCGGGACGUUCGCCGUGGCCGACGGGCUCAAUUCCUCCGCCGUGGUGGUGUACGACUACGGCAAGCUGCUGGUCAGCUACAGGUCCUGGCUGCACCGCGUCUGCUACAUCACCCGUGUGGACAAGGACGGCAUCCCCGGGCUGGACGCCGUCACCGAGGUUUUCCAGCGGCGGCAGGGUGAGAGGAAGGAUGGUGCUGAGCCCCUGGCUGACCGCUCCAUCCUGGGCACCACCGCCAACGUCCUCUGCAGCACCGUCCCCGUUUACUGGACCUAGCACGGGAUGGGGAUGAGGCAGGGAUGUCCCCGCCGUCCCCGUGUCCCCUGUGGUGCCCCCCCGGGCAGGGCAGCGCCCAGGCUCCUUCCUCCUCCUCCUCCUGCUCAUCGGCCUCAUCCUGCGUGCGGCCUCGGCACCGCGUGGUGCUUGCAAUAAAUGAGCGGGGUUUGCUUUGGGACGCGUGCUUCUGUUGGCAAAGUAAAGCUGUC